This is a messenger RNA of Hyalella azteca, 2657 nucleotides long. RefSeq lists its product as uncharacterized. The transcript has 11 exons. NCBI's taxonomy places the organism in Eukaryota, Metazoa, Arthropoda, Malacostraca, Amphipoda, Hyalellidae. The record is from RefSeq and is a predicted model, not a curated record. The coding region runs from base 37 to 1218 and encodes 393 amino acids.
CGACUGAAUGCAAAGAUCACCGUCAACAACACAGUUAUGUACGCAAUGGUCGGAACCGUGAACCAGACACAAGUAGCGGAGAAAAACGUCUCAGACACGCUGAUUGGUGCGAUUCAAGUGUUUGGAGGAACAGUACUUGCCAACCGCAUCGAGACCUAUUACGUGACUGGCAGCAGGCAGGUCGUAAGUCCGUUAUCAACCUACGAUCUUGAGAUUAUCAUGCGGGGCAACAACGUCAGCUUGGUCCCCUUCUGGAAGCAAAAUUUAGAUGAUGCGCGGUCCGCAUACAAUGGAACUUGGCAGUUCUACGGCGGCCUUUACAGCCUCACCGAGCCUACAGUGGUGAAUUGCAGCAACUUGCCACCAGAAAGCCUGGUGGUGACGCGGCAGUGGUCAGGCGUCUCGCUGCCGGGCGUAAAGGCCACCUACGUCUGCGACAGAACCCAAUAUGUAAGCCCUCAUGGCAAAGGUAUUUCAACGUGCAGCCAUGAUACCCUGAAAUGGAAUGACCUAGAAGCUGGCAUCACCUGCAAAGAGGGAUGUGAAGCUGAUCCCCCGAGUAGGCCAUUGAACGCCAACUGGACUUGGGACUCGAAAACUUACGACGUGAAUACCAGGGUGGACUACACCUGCUUGCCGGGCUACAGGUCAGGCGAUGGAAGCAACGCCUUCUCGAUCUGCGAUCUGAGCGGCAAGUGGACCGUGCUUCCUCCCACGUACUUCUGCACGGAGCUGCCUUGCCUCGACCCAAUCCCUCAGGUUCCCUCUCAAGCCAUCAGCGACUUCAAGGAGGAGAGGAGAAUUGCCGGGAGCGUCAUCACCUACACAUGCAUCCCUGGCUUCAUAGGUACGGGGAAAAGCGACAUGACCGUGACCUGCUCAAAGGGAAACUGGACGCAGCCCACCAUCAAGAACUGGAACUGCACCAACGUCAACGCCAUCAAUCUUGCCGAGAUGAUCCAAGGCGAGAUGGACAUCCCUGAUCAACUUCUGACCCCUGAUGAGAGGCAGCGAAAAUACGCGAUGAACAACCGUAUUUCUUACUUCUGGUACUGCACCCUCCCUGCCAUGGCUGGAAUGGUUGCCGUGAUGGUCGUCUGCCUAUGCUGCACGCGUACGGACUCUCCGCUCUACAACUUCUGUGGUGGCUAUAAACCUGAUGCUUUCAACUACCAACACUUCAAGAAGAAUUUCAGGAAACAAGGAAACGGGUUCUAACAUCUUGCGGUAAAAAAGAAUUGAAGAAGUCUGAAAAUGACAAAGAAAAAUGCCAUGAAAAGAUUGGACGCCCGCUUAAUUAUUUGACGUUUCAAGUUAGAAUUGAAAAAGUGGUACACAUCGGAUAAGAAGAUGCGAGAAUUUUUCGUUCCAUAAAUUAACUAGUUCGCAAUUUCCCUCCGAUUUACAAUUAAAUCCUUUAAAUUAUACUGUCUUCAGGCAGCUGAGCUUUGGAACUCACUAAAAUGUAUUUUAUCAUAAGGGUGUACAAUUUCUGUCGUUUCAAUCAUUAUGGUCGAUUCUAAUAACCAUAGUUAUAAAACAUUGCGGCCUAAUUUUAUUUAAAACUAUUGUACACCACUUGAAAGUGCACUUUUUAAACGUUCUGAAUGUUUUAUUUCUUAAAUGCCUCCAUUAAUAUAUUAUUAAAUGCAACAAAAGGAAAAUAAAGCAAUUAUCAAUAUUAUUUUUUGUCAACAAACAUAGCAAAAUUAGCCUUACAUGGCCGUUUAUAUAUUAGGACGAGAUAGACGAAUACUUCUCGUGAUGUAAAUUAACCUACCUUAAACAUAUUUUAAUCACUGGAGUAAUCAUUUGAUUUCCGCUUUAAAUUAAAAUUUAGUUUUAUUCUGACUACUAAAUAUUUGGAUUAUUAAUUAAAGCACUAGAUUUUUGACUAGCAUUAAGUCAACGUUAUGGCCUAAUAUACAUGAAAAAUAAGAUGUAAGACACUAGGCUCUUAAUAUACGUGAGUCAGAUGAAAAAAAUAACUACAUGUCAGAUUUAUGGGACACUAACUCAGUAAAAUUAGGGUCAUUGCUAAAAAAAAAAAAGUUGAUUCAUCUGAAAUUUCGAGUCGAGCGUAACGAGAAAUUUUCUCCCUCGUUGCCAUCCCAAAAGCAUAGAAGCACAGCUGACUCGUUAUAAUCUUACCCUCGCACGAGCCAUGAUGUAGAAGUUAGAAUUUAGUCUAUAUAUAUGAAAGAUUGUUGCACGAUAUUGACGAAAUACCUAUUAAAUAUACGGAAACAUAUCCCUUGUUUAUCCAAACUAAACUGAAUAUUAUCAACGUGAAUGUGCAAUUUAUGAAUUACACUUUGAGAUGAAUGAACAAUACAUAAAAUUAAAGAUGAUGUACAAGAUAUGGAAGUAACAUUAUAAUGACCAUAUGAUAGCGUUACAUAUUGAGCGAAGUGUGAACAUUUAUAAAUCUUCUUAUUUAAUAAAUACUUUAGGUAAUGAGGCACUCAAUUUCUCAUUGGAUACCAGCGCUCGAUUUGCUUAUGGGAGGCGCAUUAUAAAUAGAUCAUUACAAUGAAACUAUUACUUGACAUAAAACUGUUGUCUCGUCUAAACGUCGUAACAAAUUAUGAUUAUAUCAUAACAAAAUCUUAGUUAAUAUCGAACACGGCUUUGAAAUAUAUACGUGAGAAACUAUG